This is a messenger RNA of Penaeus indicus, 2320 nucleotides long. RefSeq names its product xaa-Pro aminopeptidase 1-like. The transcript has 18 exons. The record is from RefSeq and is a predicted model, not a curated record. Lineage: Eukaryota; Metazoa; Arthropoda; Malacostraca; Decapoda; Penaeidae. The coding region runs from base 36 to 2192 and encodes 718 amino acids. Gene Ontology annotation, molecular function: metalloaminopeptidase activity.
AUAAGGCUAUAAAAGUUAUUGAAGGAGGUCAGUCUAUGAUAGAAACCGCAAUGGCCUCUGUGCUGCGUCUUGUAAUAGCGUGCAUUGCGCUCGUCACGACAGUUCAUGGGACUGUUGUGAAGCGAGAGGUGCUGACCCCUAGCCACCCUACACCUUUGACCCGAAAUGUGACCCUGGAUGACCGAAAUAACUGCCAGCCCGGGGACCCCCAGCCUCCCAACCGCGUGGACACGGCGGAGAGAGUGGCACGUCUCAGACAAGAAAUGGCGAACAACGGACUGAACGCGUUCAUCGUGCCGACCGAUGACGACCAUCAGAGCGAAUACGUAGGGGAAUCGGAUAAGCGCAGAAAAUACAUUUCCGGAUUCUCAGGGAGCGCCGGAACAGCUGUAGUGUUAAUGGAGGAACAAGCUCUUUGGACGGACGGGAGGUACUUUCUUCAGGCGGACGACCAACUCGAUUGUAACUGGCUGUUGAUGAAAGCCUACAUGUCGGGGACUCCAACCAUCCUGCAGUGGCUGAAGGACUCGCUGCCUUCAGGAGCGAGAGUUGGCGCCGACCCUACCCUGACGAGCGCGGACACGUGGCUCAGCUAUGCGAACUCCCUCGCUGCAGACAACAUCGACCUUGUUCCCGUAACUCCCAAUCUCGUCGACCUAAUCUGGACCGACCGGCCUCCCUACCCUUCCGAUCCGGCAUUCCCGCUUGAGCUCAAAUUUACGGGAAAAUCUUGGGAGGAGAAAGUGCUGGAGGUUCGAGACGAGAUGAGAAGCACAGGAACCGACGUACUGGUUGCCUCAGCCUUGGACGAGGUGGCCUGGCUGCUCAACCUCAGAGGGAGUGAUAUUCCUUUUAAUCCAGUAUUCCGCAGUUACGCUUUGGUCACGAUGAACUCCGUUGAACUGUUCACGCCAGCUGAGAAAGUGAGCGCAGAGGUAGAGGAACAUCUUCAUGUGAACCAGUGCGAGGCGAUGAUGUGUGUGACAAUCCAAAACUAUGACGAUAUUUUCCCCCGCCUAAGUUCCUUCGAGGACGACCCUCUUGUGUCUAAAAUUAGGAUUAGUUCGAGUUAUUCCUUCACUUCGGGAGCUUCUUACGCUAUCUACAACGCGGUCCCGGCCAGCAAGCGCGAUCAGGCAGCGUCUCCGAUUCUGUUCAUGAAAGGCAGAAAGAACGAAGUCGAGAGCCAAGGCAUGAUGAACGCACACUUGAAGGACGCUGUGGCUCUGUGCGAUUUCCUGGCGUUGCUGGAGAAUGAGGUCCCGGCCAGCAAGCGCGAUCAGGCAGCGUCUCCGAUUCUGUUCAUGAAAGGCAGAAAGAACGAAGUCGAGAGCCAAGGCAUGAUGAACGCACACUUGAAGGACGCUGUGGCUCUGUGCGAUUUCCUGGCGUUGCUGGAGAAUGAGGUCAUCGCAGGCACCUACUGGGACGAACUCUCAGCCGUCGCGAAAUCCGAGGAAUUCCGCUCUCAACAGCAGGACUACCUCAGCCUCUCCUUCGAAACGAUCUCGGCGUCGGGACCGAACGCGGCCCUCAUCCACUACUCGCCGAGUCCGGAAACCAAUAGACAGAUUGAUGACCAGUCGACUUAUCUACUCGACUCUGGUGCUCAGUAUAAGGAUGGCACCACCGACGUCACCAGGACCCUCCACUUCGGCGUCCCCACCAGCUUCCAGAUCGAGGCCUACACGAGGGUGCUGAUGGGCGCCAUGGACUUCGCCUCGAUGGUCUUCCCCGUCGGCUUCUCGCUCGGAGACAUCGAUAUUCUGGCUAGGAGGCCUCUGUAUGAAGCUGGUUUGGAUUAUCGACAUGGGACCAGCCACGGCAUCGGAAUGUGUCUGUUUGUGCAUGAAUCUGCCAAUACUGCUUAUGAGAUCAACUUCUUCGGUUCUGAUGAACCCGGGUAUUACGAAGACGGUGAAUUCGGGAUCCGCUUAGAGACCACACUCAAGGUCGUUCAUAAAGAGACCCCGCAUGACUUCGUGAGUCCAGUGUUGGGAUUCGAACCUGUUGCUUUGGUUCCGUUCGAACCCAAGCUUAUCAACACCACUCUCCUUAGCCGACAACAGUGUGAGGCACUGAACGCCUACCAUGCUACAGUGAGAGACGUAGUUGGAAACGAACUCAAGAAUCAGGAACGUUUCGAAGGUUACGACUGGGUUAUAAGGAAGACCGAACCCCUGUUAUGCUGAAUCCGGACAAACGUUUAUGUAAACGUUUUCUUGCUGAAUCCCUUCAAGUCAUUCACUUUUGAUUUUUCUGUGGAUGAGGAUGUAUUCAAGAAAUUAUAAAGUGUAGAGGUUAUAAAGUGUUAUAAAUG